AUGGAUCGUUUAAGGGUAGUUUUUCUUGGCCCACUGGCAUCCUUCUCACACCAGGCUGCAUCUGAGUCGUUUGGUAAAAAGGCUGCCGAUCUGUUGCCUCAUGUCUCCUUCGCAGACGCCUUUGCAGCAGUACAAAGUCAAGAGGCCGAUUACGCUGUGAUUCCGUGCGAAAACUCGACCAAUGGCUCGGUUGUUCAGACUCUUGACCUUCUUGCGGAUCGGAAUGAUCUAUACAAAGAUGUCAAGGUGUGCGGCGAGUACUAUCUAACCGUGCAUCACUGUCUAUUGGUACACAAGGGCUCAUAUCCAUCUGGUUGGUCCGGUUAUGAUGGGUCAAUCACAAAACUAUACACACACCCGCAAGCCUGGGGCCAGUGUGAAGUUGUGCUAUCGAAAUAUUUCAAGGGUGUCGAGAGACAAGAUGUCUCAUCUACAUCUAAAGGCGCAGAGAUUGUCUCUAAAGAGCCGACUGAGAAAAGCGCUGCUAUUGCCAGUCGUUUCGCCGCAGAGUAUCACGGCGUCGACGUGUUGAAGGAGAACAUCGAGGAUCGAGCGGAUAACACAACUCGAUUCCUCAUCUUGAGAAAUGUUCUUGCCAAACGUACCGCUCAAUAUGAUCUUGAGCAGCCGGAGGCGCCUACAUCGCAAGAAAAGCCCGUGCAUGAAGAUACACACAAGACAUUGGUCUCGUUUUCGAUAGAUCAUUCCUUGCCGGGUGCAUUGGCGAAUGCCCUUUUGAUCUUCAAGAAGCAUGGGCUGAAUCUUACAAGUAUAAACACAAGACCGAGUUUGAAGCGGGCUUGGCAAUAUAUCUUUUUUGUGGAGUGUGGUCGAACACCAUCAGAUGAGAACAAGGAUGCGGUUGUCAAGGCACUGACAGAUCUCCGAGUUGUCACCGAGUAUUGCCGGGAUCUUGGAACUUGGAAAGAUCAGUUGGGUACCAGUACGUUAUAG
Messenger RNA from Penicillium angulare, 954 nucleotides. Its product is annotated as prephenate dehydratase PHA2. Gene Ontology annotation, cellular component: cytoplasm. Lineage: Eukaryota; Fungi; Ascomycota; Eurotiomycetes; Eurotiales; Aspergillaceae. The record is from RefSeq and is a predicted model, not a curated record. Gene Ontology annotation, biological process: L-phenylalanine biosynthetic process. The coding region runs from base 1 to 954 and encodes 317 amino acids. The transcript has 2 exons. Gene Ontology annotation, molecular function: chorismate mutase activity; prephenate dehydratase activity.